ACAGACUUUGGAAAUUCUCAGGUCUCCUUGGCACUCUCUUCAGAGAUGUGUUGACUAUCUUUUGUCGGUUGGUCAAACAUUUGCGACCGAUAGCGUCUGUGGAUGUGGACAUUCCUUCCCUGUCUGAAGACAACAGGCUUUAUUUGAGGACUGCAUGAAAAGCGAGAGGAGUGGACAGAAACAACGGCUGUGCAUGGUUAGGUUCAAGGCACAGCCAGGAUCGCAGAGUCGACUUAACUCAUUUAUACAGAAGUCUUGGCUUCUUUCUUCAUUUCUUUGUCAUGCUCACCAUAAAAUACAGAUAAAAGAAGAGUUUAAGGAGGAGUUCAGACUGUGAUAAAGGUAGAAUCGGGCUAUCACUAUGGAUACUUUUAGAAACAAAAUGUGGACACUUUAUGAGAAAGCGGUGCCACACAGCAGAUUUUGUGAUCCAGCCUGCGGUGUCAGUCCUGCAGAGAAACUGAGCCCAGAGCACCUACAGCUUCUGAGAAAUGCUUUUACCUGUUCAAAGGCUGGACUUCAGACACAGGAACACAAGCUGAAGGGAAGCAAUAGAGGUACAAGUGAAGAACGUGGAUUGACGUUUGAGGAGUUUUGGGACGUUCUGAAGUCUGUCAUUGGCCCAAAUAUUGAGGACACGUGGUGCAAGAGAUUCUUUGAUGAGGUAGAUAUCAGCUGCACUGGACAAAUAAAAUGGCAGCAGCUGUGUUCCUACUUGCUUUUGGAGUACACUGAGCGACAGCGGGCCUCCAUUCCCACAGCUGCUCUGCUGGAGGCCCAGCCUCAGAUUAGACAUUGCUCUCAUAACAAGCGGGAGCCAACAGUCCGUGUGGUUGCUGUUUCCCAUCCUCCUCCACUCCGCUAUAUUAGCAUCAGUAAGGGGGGUCAGAUCACCGUCUGGAACAGCAGCCUACACACCCUCAAAACUUUAGGGCUUGCUGGAGACCCAACAGAGGAAGUGGCAAACACAAGGAGAUUCAGGGGUUGGACCACCGAUGCUGUGUACAUGGGCAACGUCCAUAGGAUUGCCAUAGCAACUGACUGCAGGGACUUGCGCUUUGUUACUAUUUCUUCAAACUGUUUGUUGGAGGAAAUUCACCUAUAUGGGUUUCGCAGUGUGCCGACAUGUCUGUGUUACUGGUAUGAUGUGCAGGGUUUUCACUCCAAGAGUCUAGAACAGCCUCCUCUGCUGCUACUGGGGGAUGAAAAAGGAGGAGUCCACCUAAUGUGGUUCUUGAACUCAUCCAAGGGACUUUUUAAGAAACCAUCAAAGAGAGACAAAGGUCCACAAAGGAUCUUUUUCCAAGAUCUUGGCAAACACAGCGACAUGGUGUCCUAUCAGCACAUCCCCAGCAUCCACCAGGAACCAAUUACCAGAGUAAUGUUUGAACCCAGUACCAAUGUCAUCAUGACAUCGUCAGAAAGUGACACCACAUCUGUGGUCUUUAUGAAUGUGUCGUUGAAGCAGGAGCCUUACAUUUGGAAAUUUAAGCAGGGAGCCAAGUGUUUCGACUACAACACAUCCCUGCAGUUGAUGGUUACAGGAGGCUCUGACCGAAAAGUCAGACUGUGGUCACGAUACGUGACUUCAAGUCCUGUGGCUACACUGCUGGGUCACCACACCACGGUACUGGAUGUUGCAAUUUACCAACAUGUCGGGCAGAUCUUCAGCUACUCUAGAGAUGCUGAACUAAGAGUUUGGGACAUUUCUACCCAUCAGUGUUUGAAAGUUCUCCGCCUGCAGUUUCCCUGUCUGCAACCAGGUCGCAUCCCAGAACACGGAAAUUUCCCCUUUCUGUUGCUUAGCCCUCCUCUUCCUGAUGAAAUGCAACCUCAUUUAGUGGUGGCCUGCAAAGAUUACCUGGCAGUGCUCAAUCUGUCAGAAAAGAGAAGAGGAGGAGGGGGUUGGUUGACAGAUGAGGAAUUCAGGACAGAAUUUAGACAGGGUCCAUACCUCUCAUGUGCCUUGUACAACCCCACCCUGAGGCAGGUGGUGACUGGACAUGCUGACUCAUCGGUCUUUCUGUGGGAUGUAGAGACAGGAAAGAGGCGGCUUUACAUUUUAAAUGCUCAUGGAGAAGAGGUGCUCUCCUGUAUGGCAGUGGACUCCUCUCACAGAAGACUAAUCACGGGAGCUCGUAAUGGCACUAUUAAGGUGUGGAAUCUACUAAAUGGCCUAAAUUUACACAAGCUGGAGCCCGUCACCAACUCUGAAGUCACUGGGUUGACCUGUCUCCACGACAACCGUCUACUGGCUGUGGGGUGGAGCCAGUGCAUCACUCAGUACAGCAUUGCAGGAGACAAGGUAAAAUCAAGGGACUUGAAGGUGAGAGCAGAAACGUCCUGGAAGUCCAGCGGUGUCCACAAGUCAGACGUCUUGGCUGUGUGUCAGUGCUCUGCUCUGAGCGUUGUUGCUACAGCCAGUUAUGAUGGAGAGGUAGUGAUCUGGAGCAUGGAGACACAAAAACCGAUGCUCCACCUGCAGAGAGGGACGCAGGCACGGUCAGCUCUCCCCGUGGAUAGCAUCUUGUUCCUUCAGCAUCGAGCUGGCAGGAAACAAUUAAGAAACAAGGGUGUCCUAGUGUCAUCCCAAGGUGGUUGGCUGUGCUUUUGGAGCAUCACUGGUGAGAAUCGCAGUUACGGUCAUUUCUACGCUCCAGAGCAGCCAGGUGAGCGUGUGCUUAGCCUGAACUCAGAUCAGUCUAAAAACACCAUUCUGAUCUCAGGUGACACAACGGGCUCACUUCAGAUUUGGGACAUUUCUUCCUAUGCAAUGGACAUCCAACCUGAGGCAACUUGUGAACAACCUCCACUGCUGCAAUCUUGGAGGGCUCACAAAAGGGCUUUGAUAUGUGUGGAAGUCCUUGAAGUGUUUGACAGACUGUUUGUCCUGACAGCAUCAGUUGAUGGUUCAGCUGGACUAUGGACAGAGGACGGCAAUCAUGUGGGGUUUUUUGGGCAAGAGGUGAUGUGGAAUAUCGCUGACCCAGGAACUUAUCAUAGGAAUACACGGAACAAUCUGAGAGAAGAGAGGAGGACUGAAGGUGAAAAUAGGGAAGCCAGUGACAUCCAAAGUCAAGUACCUGACCCUACUAGCCGUGAUCAGACUUCACAGGAAGAAUGGUGUUCUGAAGCUUCAUCCACCCGAGCAGGAGUGAAUGACCACGAGCAACCUCAGCAACCUAUGUAUCCAUGUGAGGACCUCUGCCAGACAGUAGCUUUGUGUUACGAGAGGAGAGGAGUCUUUGAGGACAUCGACCACAGCAAUCGCUGCUGAUUGGCUCUUUCUUGUCUCUUCAGACUCAGGUGGUCCUGCUGGAGACGGCUUUAUUGAAGAUUUGCCCACAAUCGGCUGUGUGUUUUAUCAAAAUUUGACUGGCAGCUCAAAGCUCAGCGUGCAGCAUCUGAAAGAAAAAAGUGAGUCAGAUGUAGAAAGAGAUUCAAACGUGAACAUUGUUCCUUUGUGUUCCUUUUAUGAAGUUGUUUUGAAACAGCAAAUUGAAUAUGUCCUUUUGAAUAUGCGAUGAACUCACUGUGCUGGAAGGAUUUUCAGUGUCACUGCACUGUCUCUUCUGCAUUUCAUAUGCUGUAUUAUUUUUUGCCCUUUGUCCCUCGCUUUCAGCUUUCAUCUUAUUCCGCUGUAAUGUUUGCAAACUAAUGUAUGAUGUUUGGCCCAUUUAUUCAUAAUAUACUUCUUUUAUAUGCAUAAAGAAAAAAAUUUGACACUUUGGGAAAUAUCAACACUGUGAUGGUGGUGUGCUAGCCAAGCAUAGUGGAGUGUAAAUUAUGUAAAUGGCUUGCCUGGCUCUGUGCAACAGUAUUGAAAUUUGCCUAAUCAGGACCUCUAAAAGCUCACAAUGUGUAAAAAUGAGAAAUAACUUUAUGGGGGUAGGGGUGGGAUUGUACUCUGUGCUAUUCUUGUUUUUGUUUUUUGAGUGGGUGCAACUUAGAGCUGUCCUCCCAGGAAAUGACUAUACUGUAUUUCCAUUUGUGUUUGUAUCUAUUUCCCAUUUUCCUAGCAAAAUAUGAAGAAAUGAUGUGCUUUUGUACAAUAUAGUGGGGUGCUUAGCAUUUUGUUACCUUUGGAAAAAGCUGAGCAAACUGUUUCGCUGUAAUUCCCUUCUUUAUGCUAAGCUAUAGCAAAGAGAAUGAUAUAUAACUAUGAAAGGACAGAGAGCUGAAGUAGUUUUAAAUGAAGUUAGCUCUCUGACUUGUUGCAGGUCUUUGCAGAUAAUUUGAAGCUUCCUGAUAUGAUACUUCUAGGUCAUCCAAACAGUCAUCUAGACAGGAAAACAUCAGAGCCAUCGCAUCGCUUUAUCUCAACAAAAGCCACCCUGUACUUAUCAUCACAGUUUGGCUAAAUUGCAGAAAUUGGUGACACAAGA
Messenger RNA from Oreochromis aureus, 4385 nucleotides. RefSeq names its product WD repeat-containing protein 49. The record is from RefSeq and is a predicted model, not a curated record. Gene Ontology annotation, molecular function: protein binding. NCBI's taxonomy places the organism in Eukaryota, Metazoa, Chordata, Actinopteri, Cichliformes, Cichlidae. The coding region runs from base 362 to 3277 and encodes 971 amino acids. The transcript has 19 exons.